CAGAAGGUGAUCGAAAGAAAGCAGGGAUGCGAAGGAGAGGAAUAAAUUAGAGAGAGAGAGACAGAGAGAGAGAGAGAGAGAAAGAGAGAGAGCUGGCUCGUCCUUGAAUGCGGAGAAAAGGAGAGGGACAGUAACAAAGCUAUGUGAAUCGCGUCUGGGUCGCCUCUGUCAUCUGAAACACGGCGCUGGUUACACCGACGUCGCGAGCAGCAUCACCCAGCCUCCUGCGCAUCAUCCGCGGCUCCGUAUCCGCAGCUGCCCGUGGAGAAGACGAUCCGCAUCAUAGCAAGGCCCAGACUGAACGCCUCUUCUUCCUGUGAGAUAAGGGGAUCAGGUUCUGAUCCCAUCUGCUCCUGAUCUGUUUGCGAUCCUGUUUUAAUCCAGAUGAUGGAGCGCUUGCUGUGUCUGCUGGUCCUCAGCACAGUAGCCCUGAAGGAGGCUGUCGGUGGAGAUGUGUGUGUGUCGGGUCAUGACAGCGGGCCACUGUUUGAAGACCAGCCGAGCAGUUUAAUCUACCCAGAAGGCCUGAGUGAAGGCAAGGUGACCCUCAGCUGUCAGGCCAGAGCUAGUCCAGCUGCAUCCUACAGAUGGCUUGUGAACGGCACAGAGGUCCCGCUGGGUUUGGACCUGCGCUAUACCCUGGUGGCCGGCAACCUGGUGAUCAGCAGCCCCGAGUCCAUUCGAGACACAGGCUCCUAUCAGUGUCUGGCCAUCAACCGCUGUGGCACCAUCAUCAGCCAAGCAGCUAACCUCAAAUUUGGCUACCUCCAUGACUUCCCUCCGGACAGCAGGAGUCCUCAGACAGCAUACGAAGGCAUCGGAGCUUUCCUGGCCUGCCAGCCCCCUAUACAUUACCCAGCUCUGUCCUACCGCUGGUUGAUCAACGAAUUCCCCAACUUCAUCAAGAAGGAUGACGGCCGCUGGUUUGUGUCGCAGGUCACGGGGAACUUGUACGUAGCUAAAGCAGAGCCAAACGACACCGGGAACUACUUCUGCUUCACUACUAUCAACAUGGACAUCAGCACCAAGAGCACCUUCAGCAAGGCCAACCAGCUCACUGUGCUGCCGGACGCCAAUCCCAGGAAAUCAGCUCCGAGCAUCAAAGUGCGCUUCCCAGCAGAGACCUACGCCCUAGCAGGACACACCGCCCAGUUAGAGUGCUUCGCCUAUGGAAAUCCAGUCCCAAGACUGCGAUGGAGGAAAGUGGACGGUUUGAUGCCGUCCAAGGCGGGCUCCAGCGCCGAGGCCCCCACCCUCAUCCUGCCAGAACUCUCCUUCGAUGACGAGGGUGUUUACGAAUGUGAAGCCUACAACUCAGAGGGCAGUGACACAUACCAGGGACGCAUCAACGUGCAAGCUCAGCCCGAGUGGUUGCAGGUGAUGAGCGACUCAGAGGUGGAGAUCAGCUCAGAGCUUCUGUGGAGUUGCAUUGCUGCCGGUAAACCCCGACCCUCUAUACGCUGGCUACGCAACGGACAGCCGCUCAGCACACAGGACCGGGUAGAGGUGAACGGGGCUCGUCUUAAGAUCAGUAAUCUGGCCCUGGAGGAUUCUGGGAUGUACCAGUGUGUUGCUGAAAACAAACAUGGCACCGUCUACUCCACUGCUGAGCUCAGAGUCCAAGUUCAGGCUCCAGACUUCAGGUUGAACCCAGUAAGGAGACUGAUCCCAGCAGCCAGAGGGGGGCAGGUGAUGAUCGAAUGUCGCCCUCAAGCUGCUCCGAAGCCCAGCCUGUUCUGGAGCCGUGGGACAGAGCUGCUUGUGAACAGCAGCAGAGUCACCGUAACUCCAGACGGCAUCCUGCUGAUCCACAACAUCAGCAGGGCAGACGAAGGGAAAUACACCUGUUUUGCUGAGAACUACCUGGGCAAAGCCAACAGCACUGGACACCUGUCUGUCAGAGAUGCCACUAAGAUCACGCUGGCUCCUUCCAAUGCCGACAUCAACCAAGGGGAAAACGUGACGCUGCAGUGUCACGCCUCCCACGACCCCACCAUGGACCUGACUUUCACCUGGGCCCUCAACGGGGUCCUGCUGGACCUGGAGGACUCUGCCGGACCGUACCACCGGGUGGAGGGGAAGGAAAACAUUGGUGACCUGUUGACUGUGACCGCUAAGCUGAGUCAAGCAGGGAUGUACACGUGCACAGCUCAGACUGUAGUGGACAGUGCUUCAGCUUCAGCCAAACUAGUGGUUCGAGGCCCCCCAGGACCUCCUGGUGGUUUACUGGUGAAGAACGUGGCCGAGGUGUCGGUGGAGCUCCGGUGGAGUCGUGGCUACGAUAACCACAGUCCCAUCGGCAAAUAUGUCAUCAUGGGCCGAUCAUCGCUCUCAUCAGAGUGGAAGAAGAUGAGGACAGACCCGGUAAACAUCGAGGGGAAUGCAGAGUCGGCUCAUGUGAUGGGACUGAUGCCCUGGAUGGAUUACGAAUUCCAGGUCAUUGCCAGCAACAUCCUGGGCAGCGGAGAGCCCAGCAUGCCCUCUCACACCAUCCGCACACAGCAAGCAGCUCCCACUGUGGCCCCCAGUGGUCUUGGAGGAGGAGGAGGAGACUGCAACGAACUCAUUGUGACCUGGACGCCCAUGGCCAGAGAGUACCAGAAUGGUGAUGGCUUUGGCUACGUCCUGGCAUUCAGGAAGAAGGACACACAAUCUUGGACGGUGGUGCGUGUCCCUCACGUGGAGUCGUCCCGAUACGUUUACUACAACGACAGCGUGACGCCGUACAGUCCCUUCGAGGUGAAGAUCAAAGCUUACAACCGGCAAGGAGAAGGUCCGUUCAGCCAGAUCGCUGGGGUCUACUCUGCAGAGGAGGAGCCAACAGUGGGACCGUCAAACAUCAACGCCACGGCGCUGACCGCCUUUGAGAUCCAGGUGUCCUGGGAGCCCGUCCAGCAGCUCAGCGCCAACGGCAUCCUCAGAGGAUAUGAGAUCCGGUACUGGCGGCAGCACGAGCGCGAAGCGGCAGCAGACCGAGUGCGGACAGCGGGACUGGAAGCAACAGCCAGAGUGACCGGACUGAGACCCAGCACUCGGUACCACGUCGCCGUUCUGGCGUACAACAGCGCCGGCACCGGGCCGCCCUCGCCGCGCACCACCGUCACCACCAGGAAACCACCUCCUAAUCGUCGUCCGGGCAACGUGUCAUGGAAGGCUGAUGGCUCAUCUGUAACGGUGAGGUGGGAUCACGUGAAGGCCAUGCACAAUGAGUCAGCAGUGCUGGGCUACAAAGUUCUGUACAAACACGAGGGCCAGAACUCUCUGAAGGUUCUGGACAAGACCAAGACAUCCAUGAGCCUGCCGCUGCCAAAAGACAACGGCUACGUGGUGUUGGAGAUCCGGUCCUGGGGAGAAGGAGGGGACGGGCCAGCACACGAGAUUAUCGUGUCCCGGGACUCAGGAACUGGUAUGAUGGUGCAGAACGAGGCCUCCUCCGCACUGUCCAGUCAACCUCUCCACCUCCUCACCGGCUUGCUUCUACUCCCUCUUGUGUCAUUGGCCGGCCUGUGAUCUCAGCCGAUCUGUGGACUUUUUGCUUUGAAUGGCUUGAAGCUAAAGCUGUCCUGUGUCUCAGCCUGUGUUUGGGGUUGGGGUGGGUUCAGGUGGUCGGGGAAGAUUGUAGCACUGCAGGGAUUGAACGGGUGGGUGAGGAAGGAGGGGUUUCAGUUUUCAUUUAAAAAAAUAAAAAUAACAACAAAGAGGGUCUUUUUUUAAGCUGGAUGGAUUGAAAGGGUUGAGGGAGCAGGGAAUCCCUGUCUGGUUGUGUAUUUAUGUACCAGUGUCAGUGAAACCAUGCCUUACCGGGACCAUCACAUAUGUGGCUGACGCGUCUCAUACACUCGUCCUCCAAACUGUAGCUGGCGAGACACAGACUUCAGGUGUAUAUUUUUCAUAGAAUAAAUGAUGUGUAUAACUUGUAUACAUACAGUGCAGUCUUACAUGUGAUGGGUGUCUGCCUGUUCUGUCCACUCUGAGAGCAACUUGACUGAUAAGUGUCUGUUUUCUGAAUGGUUGUGGGUGCUGUAAAGAGCUGUAAAGGUCUGCAACUACAAUAUUAAGCUCCUCGUGCAUUUUUCACUGCUUGGUAAGUACGUCAUAAUGGACCCUUCGCUAAGUCCUGUCCCUCAACCACAGUUUAGCCAAUCAUAACAUAGCUUUAGCUAGCAGCUCUAACAGUUAUCUGUCUCUGCUCCACAGACUCAUCGGUGGUUUCAGAUGUUCUUCAUGUUCAGGCUGCUUUAGUGGAUUUGGAGCUCGUCGUGGUGAAAGGUGUAAUAGUGAUACUUUUUACCCAGAGAGGUUGUAAGAGAAACAGAUGGAAAACAGAUGGAGCUAACAUUAGCCGAGUACGUUAGCGCAUCUUUAACUAGCGUUAGCACUCAUAUGCUAUGCUAGCUGCUGAAGGUAAUGUAUACACAUGCUGCUUUAGCUUUUUAAAUGAUUGUAACAGUGAAUAAAUAUCUACCCCGCUUUACAGGAACAGAGUUGUUCCUUCAUUUCAUUGUCUUCUGUCUCCAUCAGCAGGUGAUGUGAUGGUUCACUUUUACACUUUUUUUACUGGCUGCUGGAUAUUUCCUUCAAAUGCAGAUUCUCUCUGAAAUCACUUUAGGUUUUUAUAAAGAUGAACAAAUCCUUCAAGGGUGUGCAGUUAGAGACAGGGUGGGCUCCAUGGUGGCUCGGACAGCUUAGCGUAGCAGCAGGGGGCGGUGCUUAGCAAAGGGUCAAUUGUAAAGUGCCUGUUCCCCAAAUUGUGAAAAACAUGGAAUUUCAUAAUGCAGCUUAUCAUGUACACUUCAAAUUCUGUACACUGUUAACAUGAAAGUCAUCAUUGUCCAUGUAAGCAUUUGUGUCAGGAUACAACAUUGCCUUGUUUUUCCACAACUCCCCUAAAAAGCAGCACCCCAUUGUUGAACUUAUGUCUUGUUGCUCAUAGCGUGAACACAGAGUCAGUCACUCAUUGAAGCACUGAAGAACUUUUUAUCAUGGAUUUUCAGCUCCUGCUAAUGUCUUUAUGCUUACUUGUGUUUUGUCUUAGCUGUAAUUAUGGAAAGCUACAUAAAAACGUCACCGGUCCAAAUGAAUGUUUACAUUUUAUAUUUCUUAUGUCUCAUUUUGGGGUUUGUCAAAUUGGAUGAAUGAAAGGAGUAUUUCAUUAUUUGCUCACAUUUUGUUGUGCCUGCACUGUUUGAAACAAUGUAAAAACGCCUCUGUUCAGUGUUAAUCGUGUUUAUUGCAGCUGCUUUUAUGCUGGUAGGUUAUUAACAUGAAACAGAUUAGCCACCGCUAGAGAUGAAAGAGUUAUCAGAGAAUAUAGUUAUAGUUAUAAGAGUUAACAGUGUCAUAUAUCGUUCUCAUUGUAAUCCUGUCAGCAUCUAUCAGCUCUUAUGUAACAUGUCCGGUUCACUGCAGUUUACAGGAAGGAUGUGACCUCUAGUGUGCGCAUUCAGUCUGUCACUCAUUCCUCACAGUUCUUCUGUCCUGGUCAGGUCUGGUCAGCAUUGUUCUCUGUUAUAACAGCCAUGUUUUAGUUCCCACUAUAUCAGGCUAUCUCAAAUCUUAACAACAUACAGCAUGAAGGUUCAGUCUUGGCCCUAGAAACAGUCUUAGGGAGAGUUGAAAGCUCUGGAAAAACUAGUAACUGUUUCAGGUCAACUGCUCCAAAGCCAAAGCAUCAGGAGUUGGUGAAUCACAGUAGAAACCACAGGAUCUAUCCUGAAGAUACAGAUUCAGCAGUUUGUUCUGUGCUCUGUAUGGAUAGGUUAUUCUUACACUCACUCAAGAAGACGAAAUAAAUGUUUUCAAAAUGACAGAAUCAUUGUGUGAACAAGCUUGUGAGUUUAAUUGGUGAUCCAAAGGAACUCACAAGCCUAAAUAUUUCAAUGGUUCGGACAACCAAAACCUUUUUGUGUUACUUUAGUUUUACUUGUUUUGCCUUCAUGAAUGAUGACUAAGGAUGAAUACUUGAUUGAUGUUCUCUAUUUUGUCAGGAAAUGUAACUCUUCAUGACAUGCUUUAUACUUUUUCUCUUACAAUAUCAUUUCAUUUACAUUAGUUUGGGUAAAAGAAAAACCAAUAUAUUAGGCAAACUAGGAAAGAUCAUUUUGUAUGAAAUGAUUUUGUAUGUAUCAAAGUUUUAAGACCCUGUAGGAAAAACCCCAACAACCCAAAUUGCUGGUUAAAGGAAUGUCCAAUCCCUUACCCAUCAACUACAUGCCAAGGCCUGGUGAUAUAAUAGGCAAAAUAUCACAAAUGUCAAAACACGUACACCUAGAAUAACACUUUAUCUAUUAGCUGUAGACAGUCAUGAUUAUUAGUUUCAUGAUCUUGAACUGAGGUUUACAUUUGGGUUCGACCAAUAUACGAGAAAUCACCACCACUGUCUUUCACUCAGAAAUGCUGAGCCUCACACACCUGCUUCAUCUCUGCACUAGAGCAGAAGGUGGAGAUGCUUUCAGAACCGUUGAAUGAUGUCCUGUUUAUUGUGUUUUACUGUGUACAAAGUUUUUUCCCAAUGCCUUUAGUAUUCAUUUAGGAGCCAUACAGUCAUGUCACCGUGUCUCUGAGCCCAGCUGCUGAAUGUUCUGGCGGACUGACUGGUGUCAUCACUCACUUAAGGUGGUAACAGCGAGUCUGUUUCCUAUGGCUUGGCUGAAUGCAGUGGAUAAUGCAGCCCUUGGGCUUUUUCAUAUUUGUGAUUGAAUGGAGAUGUGAGGGAGGGGUGGGAGGGAGGGUGCUACUUGUAAAUAUGAUUUCAAAUAAACACUUUGGGAUUG
Anarrhichthys ocellatus (wolf-eel) is the source of this 6773-nucleotide messenger RNA. It is a transcript of the gene cntn2, whose product is annotated as contactin 2. The record is from RefSeq and is a predicted model, not a curated record. The transcript has 23 exons. Gene Ontology annotation, molecular function: cell-cell adhesion mediator activity. Gene Ontology annotation, biological process: cell-cell adhesion; axon guidance; brain development. Gene Ontology annotation, cellular component: plasma membrane; axon. The coding region runs from base 385 to 3510 and encodes 1041 amino acids. NCBI's taxonomy places the organism in Eukaryota, Metazoa, Chordata, Actinopteri, Perciformes, Anarhichadidae.